Molecule: messenger RNA, 8492 nt
Organism: Amoebophrya sp. A120
Lineage: Eukaryota; Dinophyceae; Syndiniales; Amoebophryaceae
Source: the annotation of a GenBank genome assembly
AGUCGUGGACCCUUUUUUCCACUUCUUCCCCCUUGUUCCCCGCGAAAAAGAAUUCUAGUCGUCUUUAAUGUGUUUCUGAAGUUUUGACAAAAUUUGUUUUCCUUAUUUUCAUUUAAGUUCAUUUUCAUCUUCCAUUCGAGACCCAGACAUAUUUUUAUUUGCACUUGAUAGCGAAGCAGAGGCAGUAGCGGAGCAAGACGAUGGCGACGAAAACGGCCGCCGCGCUCCUGUGCGCGUACCUGGUUUUGUUCGACGGCCCUAUUGGUUUCCUGUUCGUGUCCGCGGUGGCGCGCCACUUUCUCGAGCCGACGCGGGAGCGGGGAAGCACAACCUCUGACGAAAAUACGGCCGCGGGAAAUGAGAGGAUUCUAACGGCGGUGACCAUCGGCGCAGAUAGCGAGACGGAACCUGCUCCGGCGCAGUCUACUACUUUUGUCGACCACGAAGAGGCGACGCCCGCGGCGAAGGGCGAAAUCGAUGCAGCUGUGGACACGACUGCAAGCAGCGCAGCGAGCGAAACGGCGCCACCCGGCGAGGUCGUGGUUGCGCGAGAAACUGCGCCUGCAGCCGGGGACGGCGCGACGGGCACUCUGUUUCUUGAACGAGAAGCAGCAGCUGUGGACCGGCGGGGAGAACAGUCUUCACGUGAAUUCGCCGAAGACCCCCGUUUCGGAUCGAUCGCACACGGUAAGGCACUUGUGGAAAAAGCUAUGGACAAGCAAAAUGGAAAAUGGGUAUCUCGAUUUGACGUCAACCCCGUCCUUGAUGAAUACCGGGUUGCUUUCCGGCUCGUGCUCCAGAAGAACGCGCUCAAACAGGACGCGUGCCCAAUCCAGAUGACCAGCGCUGAGAUUCAAUCUUCUGACCCCGCCACGAGUUCUGAGGCACAGGUUGAACACGCCACGAGGUCUGCGCCUGAGGCUUCUUCUCCGCAUGAUUCUUGUGCGGAAGAAGUGUUGCAGUGGGUACGCGGAAGAUUUUUGGUUGAAGAUGAUAAUGCGGUUGGUGUCCAUGAGAAUCCAUUCUUGACCUUGCACUCGCACCUCCUCGUCGAUUUGAACGGAAGUGAAACUUCAUCGAAUUUGCGGACCGUGUGCCAGGGGGAAAUCACAAAGCUCAAGAAGGCAGCAACGGAGUCUGGUCCGUAGGCACUGCAAAUAUGUCUUGGUCUGGAAACUUGCGAUGCUGGUUGAUCGCAGUGAUCGAGCAUCGUCUCCAGUGCGGCCAAGCAUGGCAAAUUUCUGUGACGCCUUCUCAUGCGUAGCGCUCAUUAGAGACUGCUUAUUUUUUGCCAAAAAAUAAAAGAAGUCGCGCUUUUGUUAGUCACGCAACACAGAUUUCGCAGUCAUGUACGCCAGGCAAUACACAAGGGACAGGCUCCACUUUUCCAGACCCAGGAGACAUAUUUGCACUUAAUACUGUGUCGUGGUGGGCAAAUUUUAAGGCCAGAACGCACUUUCGUCUUUUUCCAGUGUAUGCCAAGAAAAAAGUGUUAGAGUACUAGAUGUGCACAUACGUUGAUUGUGUAUUGUAGUUUCUGGCCAAGCACGUGCACGACUGCAGCGAAGGUCUGCAAUGCAAGACAUGCUCAAGAACACGAGUCUAGGUUCAGCAUCCGUGCUGUUUUCCCUCAUGAUCAUCUCUGCAUUGAAAAUUUGCUCGGUGAUGAGGUAGGAGGAAACCUGUGUUGCUGGAGUUACAGCAAAUCUGUGAAGAAGACUGUAGGUCCUAACACUUUUGUUUUCUUGGCAUACAGAAUACGCGACCAAGCGGUAUGUGGUGCUGCCGUUGCUGAAAAAGGCACUGCAUCGCUGCGAGGAAUUUGCCUCCGAGGAGCUUGCGCGGUCGAAGGCUGCAGAUGAACGAACUGGAGCUGAAAAGCGCUUUUCUACAGAAGGCCCACCGGCAGGUGCACCAGGACCGGCACGUGCACCAGGCGAGGCAGGAGCUGGACGGGGAGUCGCGUCAGGGCCCGCGGUCGAGCUGCGUCAGGGCGCCACUGCCGCAGCCGCGUCACGCAUCGAACCCGCCGCACCCGCCGCAGCCGCGUCACGCAUCGAAUUCGCCGCACCCGGCGCAGCUGCGUCACCGAUCGCACCGGCAGCAGCCGCCGACCGGCCCGCAGUCAAAGGCGCACCAGCGGGUGCUUCUCCAGCUCACAGUGGGCCUGCGAGGCCCUCGGGUGUGGGCGUGAGCGAGCCGAGCCGGCCCGGGUCUGCUUCCCCCGCACCCGGCGGGCAUCAACGUGCGAAUCCCUCGGAUCCGGGAGCAGGUAAGCGCACGCCUAUAGCAGCCCAUGAAUGCAUACGCAUGUUGACAAACCGCAUGACACAAUACGCCACCAACCCAAAAUAAAAAAAAAAAACAACAGCGCCACCAGGAGCGGCGGGAGCUGCCGCAGCUGCGCCACCGGUCGCACCGAUCGCACCGUUCUGGCAAGAACAAGAGGACCUACCCAAUCCGCAGCCAGGUACCUUGCAAGUUUUUUUCUUUCCGUCAGCAUGAUUGGAGGAGGAGGUCCCAGUGCACUGACUUCUUGCUUGCGACAAACCCAAGGAUUUGGCGCACGCUCGCAUCUUCCCAAAGAGAUGCAACAGGCGCGGCGCCGUUGUAAAGCCUGAACUGACAAUUUCUAUAACUCAACUAUACGAUUAGAUGUUGUAGUCGAGACAAUGAGGUGCAGGUGGAGUACUAAGAUUAGCAUGAAGAAAGAAGCCAAGUAGCGCUUGUCCACGACUUCUACUCGAAUGCCUGCUCAAGGGAUCGAUGGGGCGACUAAUUGGACUACUAGCAAAUUAAUGUUGCUCACAGGAAAUUUCGAUGUUCCGUAUGCAUACUCGUAGAAAUGUGGUUUCUGAAUGAAAAAAGGUUCUUUCGAUCCUAUUUAUUGAGCAGCAGCGUCCUCACGAGUGGCAUGCUCUAUGUACGAAAAAAACUUGACGACAUUUAUUCUUGUGAUGCAUUUAUAUGCGAAAUUACUAUCUCUUCCCUCGCAGGAGUCGACGAGCAAGGUGCGACCCCCUCGGAUAAGGGUGUUCGCGAGCCGAACCAGCGCGGGAAGUGGAUGGGCUACGACGUGAACGAUGCCAUGGAUCCCGGGCAAGAUAGAGGCAGUGGCUUCGUUUUUGCUGCCAGAUUCAAGGACGACUUGGAAACCGGGGCAAAGGGGGUGGCGCUCGCGUAUCCAAGGCAAGACGGGGUGGAAAAGGGAAAAGUAAAGGUGUUGAUCGUGCCAUUCAAGCCCGGGGGGGAGGAGUCUCCCGUGCGGAUCGAAAUGGUCUCGGCGGACGACCUCGUUCUCUCGCUCGCGUUGCCGCAGCUCGGAUAUGGACGCGGAAGUAAAGCGACACUGGAAAACGCUUUGCUCGGCCCGGAUUCCUAUGCAAUGUAAAAAUGUCUGUGUCUGGAAGGUUGCAACCUGUAAUGCUAAUUCUGGAUCGUGCAAAAAUCUGUGUUGCAUGAAUGCCAAAAGCUGUCCACUUUUGACCAAGUUGAGAGGAAGUUUCUCAUGCAGGAUAGGCACGGUACGGAUCUCACAGAAUCUGUCAUGCUAGGUCUCGCAUUCCAGACCUCAUGGCUUAUGCAAAACGUGCAUGACAAGUCUCAGAACCUUCCAGACCCAGACAUUUUUGCAUUUCAUAAUUCCAUGGUGCGCGGGGUGUCGGUGAAAUUUUCGGACCACGGACAAGACGCAAAAGAGAUUUUUUUCUCCGCGGCCGCGUGCGCCAGGUCCUUCGGGUGGACAGCGGGGUUUUACGUGCAACAGCCUGACUAUGGGAGUGUAGUCAGGAUUGAAAUCGACAAAGUUGAAAUAACUUAUAAUGCAUAAAGCCGAUACCAGUUGGAGGCCUAAUUUUAAAGCGGUGCAUGACAAAUUUCGGCACCGUCUAAAGUCAGUUUGUUACGCUGUUUGGGCACAGAAGACGGCUUUUGUCAUGCUAGUUUAGUAGCUCUAUUUCAAACCCUAAACAGGCUCACAAUCGCCCUCACUUGCCAUCCCGGCAAGACAGGCACUUCAUGCCUUGCAUUUUCUGCAUGACAAGUUAUUUUUUCAACUUUGUCGAUUUCAAGAUCAAGCCUGACGCUUCCAUACUGACGCCGGUGGCGCGGCACCAGCCACGGAGAAGCCGAAGUUCGCCGCCGCAGAUGUUGUGCUGCGUGAUCCUGCGACAAGCACUGAUUUGGAAGUCCACGUUUUGGAGGCUGUCGGAUGGCCUUACGGACGCGGCGGGGACGGACUCGAUUAUGCGCUCAAUAAGUUGCCUUUGCCACUAACGAUCGGCGAUGCUGACGGUCUCGACACCAAACCCAGGACGACUCUGUUCGCACAAAACGCGUUUUUCUACAUCUUGCAGCAGACAGAAGACGCAUCCAUGGUAAAUAUGCAACUGCGGAGCUUUCGGCGUAUGUGUCCUGGCAACUUUGAGAAAGAGGUGUGCCGUAUCCUCAAUGAAAACGUCUUAGACCAACCAGUUUCAGCUUGGGAACUCUGCAACACAAAUCCAGAAGUUUUGGAAGUCACGAGUGUGUGGCCGCAACUUCGUCUCUGUAUUGUGGCGCAGCUGGCUAGCAAGGACAGUCGGGCCAUGAUAUCCAUAUCCUGUGUAGUGCUCACAGCAUUACAAAUGCCAAGGCACGAUUGAAAAUGGCACUCAUGAGAAUGCGCAUUACGAGAAGGGUGCCUGUGAUUGCGUGAAAUCUACUGCAUUACAAGUCUGGGGUGGGGACGUUUUUUGCGCAGGAUAUGCCAGGGUGAUCAAAGCAAAGCAAAACAUGAAAAGCACAAAGGCUCCAGCUGCAGCGCGGGCUGGAGUGGGAUUCCAGACUUCGGGCAGUUCUCCGUCAUGACGCAUUGGCGGGACAGAUUCUUGACGGGGCUGAUUAUCAAUCCAGAUGUAUCAUGUGCAUUUGGCAUCCCAACAUGCCGCCACAUCUUUAUGGGUCUCCAAGGCCGCGGCUAUUGCAUGCGCUUGAGGUCCUGUUGCAAUAUGACGCGCCGCGGCUCGUCAAGCUUUUGCCCAAUUACUCCAAAAUGCUCAUAACUCACGAUGCAGGUAAGCGCUUCACACUGGUACAACUUUUAGUAUACAAAUAAGAGGAUCUGGGCCGGGCUGUGCGUCAUGUCUUUUAUGUGCAGCUCGAGGGCUUGUGCGGUGCGAGCUUGGCUUGUUUUAUACGUCGGAAAACCGGCUCAAGGAGGUGGUAGCAUUCGCUUGCAGCCUGAACACAAGCCGAGCACUCGCAUCACAAUAGCCCUCCUUCGAGUAUACCUUACAACUUCUUCGCGCUAGUAAAUAAGUUUUCAGAAAAAUCUUUGACGUUCGCUGUGGCCUGAAGUAUCAAAACAAAAAUGCCUUCCUCCUCAUAAUUUUAAACACCAUGGGAGUAAGAAAAAUGGUUUACGAGGGCAAUCGAGAGCGCUUGGUUCUAUUUUGUAGACGAUUUGUUUCUGUUCUUGUCUAGUUUGCAGACGAUUUCUACUGAGCCAGCAUCUGUCUUCAUGCCGCAUAACCAGAAUUCGACUCGCCGCACAGGCUAGAAAUCCGAGGGCCUGCUCGUCGCUGCAACACGACAAACUAAUUUGUGUACUACACAAAUUAUUUGAUCAUGCUUGAUCAGAAAUUUCUUUUUGAGCAGUAUGAGGAGGGGGGCAUCUUCCUCACAAUAAUUCGGAUGAUAUUGGCACAUCAUACACUAUGGUACAUGCCGCGUAUGCUAUGCGCGAUCACGUACACUCGGCUAGUUUGUUAGAAUGGGGCUGCGAAAGCCGUGAAAUGACCAAGACUACCUCGAUACAAGAGCAAACCCAGCAGGGAACGUACUACGGUCGAAAAAAUCAUUACGGUCACCUCAAGGGCAGCACGAAGAUUGAGGCCGACUACUCGAAGUACGAUUUAUCCACAGCAAAGAGAUCUGGGUCUGGAAGAUUGCCAGGUUUCUCGUGCAUAUUUUGCAUGAUCCAUGAUGCCUGUCGUGCAUGGCCGAGCUUCCCACAUUUGUGGAGUGCUUUCUGAUGCCUAUGCCGCAUGUGUAGAAAUGCCGUACCCGCGUAGCACAAACUAGACUUCUGUAACUUGGUGGUCAUGCUACACAGAUUUUUUUAGAAUUGAAAGACAGGCAGCGUCACACCAGGCCUAGACAUAAUAAGUAUUUGCAUUGCAUACGAUUUGUUGAAAGACGAAUGGAGGGGUCCUCUGAAAACGAAAGAGAUCGGUAGCCUUGAUCGUUUCGCGAGGAGUAGUGCUGACGAGCAAGCGAAAACGACGAAUGAGGCCAUUGUGUGCCAACGUAGCGAGGCCGACAACCCGGUCGAGGGUCUCCUGCUCCUCCUCCCGAAGCCCGAUCAGCAACUGGUGGGAGGAACCUCGGCACCGUUUGCGAAGCCCAACGAGGCGAUGAAGUUUCGGGACUUCCUAGAAAAGUACAAACAUCUGCGACUUUUCCUGCGCGGGCCGGACAACGAACCCUUCAACAUGCGUGUGUUCGACAACGCAGAGGGGAAAAAACUCUUGAACAAGCUGGCAACGGAGGACGAGCAGGCGAAGAUUACGUGGGAGGCGCUGGUUGGUGGAAAAGUUGGCGGUAAUCAAGGAAAAAGGAGCCAGUCACGAUGUGCCUUUCGCGUUUUUUAUUUUUUGCCACGGCAUUGGUAUUUGAAUUUCGUUUGUCAUCAAGAUAUGCAUUUGUUGUGUCUGUGUGUAUAGGAAGUCGAUGAAAACAACAUUAUAUAUAAUUGUCUUUGUCGAUGUUUUGUACCAUGACGCCUUGAUGCAGUCGCUUCUGUAGAAGUGAGAUGGCAAGCCGCGAAAAGCGUUUCCUCAGCACGGGAUAUCCUGAGUAAAAACAUCCCCACACCAGGGUCAAGAUGGGGAUUUUGCAACACAAACCUAGAACUUUUGGGGGUCACGCAUCACAAGUUGCAGUCCGUAGUGUAGCGCAGGUUCGCAAGGCCAGCUGCAUCAGAAAUCCAUCUGCUCAUCCUGUUUACAGCAUUACAAAUUCCAAAACACGACUAAAAUAAAAUGCCUCUCCUGGCGAUGCGCAUUACAAAUGUUCCUGUCAUUGCAAAUCUGCAUGACAACUCUGGUGUGGGGACGUUUUUACUCAGGAUACGGGAACUGGCGUGCUUAUAUAGCAUGAGCGAUCCUCGUGAUGAAGUUUCUUUCUUGCAUAUGAGAGUGCACAACUCACCCUCCCCCUCAUUUGUAGGGCAUGAGGAGCAAUACAAGCGUCGGCAAGAGUGCAGGCUUUGCAUGACGAAUUCGCCCCGGAUGGUAGGGUUGUUUGGGCUGCCAGAAUCUGUCAUGCAAAGAAGUGCCACGAGGCAAACGGAAAGGCGCGUUUGGUAUUCAACAUGACAAAUGAAGAGGGGGAGGGGGAGUUGUGCACCCUCAUAUUGCAUACCUGGCAUCGAGAAGCCUCGGGUCUGGAGGGGAGAGAUGCGCCCGCCAACAGGGAAUGGGGAUUAGGUAUCCUGGGUAAAAACGUCUCCAUCUUCCGGUAGUUGUCAUGCGAACUUCUUUUUUUCGUAGGCGUACUAUCUAGUUUGUUUUCAUGGCUGCACUUUGAUUUUUUCUUUCUGUUUUUGAGUAAGUGUAAGUGACUGCUUUUUUCGAUUAAGUACCUGAGGUUGCUCGGCUUUCACUUUGACAUGAUAAUCUUGAGUUUUUUUGAACAUAGUUCCUUCUGACGUAAUUUUUUCACCACGAUCGAUUCGCUAUUAGCUUUUCUCUUUUGUUUUUGUCGAUGUAUGUCAUCCUACUUUCUCCAAGCGUUUCGGUUUGACUUUCAAGACUCCCAACUUACUCAUAAGCCUACUUUCAUUCGUGCUUCCCCUUUCCAAGUAAGUACUGCGCGAGACACUGUUCUUCACUUCCACAGCAUGUAGCAAAUCGAUAAAAUAAAAAAUCCACAAACAUGAUCAAGAGAGCACGAAUAAAAGCAGAAGAAACCGCUCUUCCCUCUCAAGCUCUACGGCAUUCCUUCUUUUUUUCGCACACUUUCGAAAACAGAAACUCAAAAAAGAAUAGAGCUUUUCUAAAUUUUUCAAACAUUUUUUUCGCUAACAACCAACAUUCAUAUCAGUUUUAAUACGUUUUUUGCAGAUGCAAACGCCGCCCUAUUCAUUUUGUCACUGCAAGGUGGAAGCAGCUUCGUGUCACAGCCCCCGUCGCAGUUCGCAGGUGAAAAAUCUAUCACCGAAGCGCCACGAUAAGCUAGUCUACUACCGCAGUAGUUGCAGUUUCUAUUAUUUUUAUUCUAUUUGAAAUACUAGGCCUGUUGUUCCUGUUGUAGCAGGCGUAUUUUUGAUUAUGUUGUCAGAAGUUGAGCGAGGUUUGACUUGAUACUCCUGUAUGAUUUUCAACAUGAUCUUUACACUUCUGUUCAAAAAGCGCCGAACGGGAAAAAGAACGCACGAACCUUUUCAAUAGCAAAUUGUUGGUGUAAGAAUGAACGUUAAGAGGCUGCAUCAAGAGAGCCGAAAAUGGCAU